UGCUGCGGGGAGGGAUUUCAGGGGAGGACAGAGCUGGAUUGUAAACAGAGGAGAAGGAUGCGGUGGAGGUCCUUGAGGCAAGCGGGGCCCUGAGGCCAAAGCAAGGCCUCUUGCGGGGGGAAUGCGGCUCCUUUGGCGUGGGUGGAGCUCCUCCGAGCCAGGAAAAUUCAGUUCUUUAGAUGAUUUCUGCUGAACAGUCAACACAUCCUGUCCAGGUCUAAUGUGAAGAAAUGUAAAGAAACGGACAAGCUAAUUUUCACUGAUACUUUCACAAAUGAAGUCAACCCAAAUUCUUGAAUCAAAUACAAGUAGCCACACUAAUGAUUUUGAUUCUGCCACAUGCUUCGCCAUAAUCUUUUUGAAAGUCGCCUCCUGACCUGUGCCUGCACAUUUAUGUUAAAUCCUGGUAAAAUAUCCCAGUUUAAAUUCUUUGGACUGCAAAUGAAAUGGAAGCUUUAGAAGUUGAUGAUAUCAGUCCUGCCUUGGAAGUGACUGAAGAUUUCUUCAAUACUUUUGAUGCUAAGUUAGACAAUGUGCAGCCUCCAGAGGUUUAUGGGAUUCAGGAAGUCCCAGAACUGGUUGGACAUGAAGUGUUUAACAGCUGUGGGGACUUGAGAAAUGUUGCUUCUUUGGGGCAGAAUAAUCGUGUUUGGGAACACUGCAAAAAUGGACUCUCGGAAACCAAAGUGCAGACUGCAUUUCCUGCCAAAGAACAAUUUAGAGUGCAGAGGGGAACGGUUCCAGACAAUCUCUCCUGGAUGGAACAGAGAGAGGCCUCAACUUUUAAUAUCCUUAAUAUCUGCCGGAGAAGGGUCCGGCCCCGUUCUGUGAAUGAUAUCACAAUGCAAAGUGAGGAAGCUGCCACUUUCAAGCCAGGUCAUAAUCGGUCGCGGUCAGAUAUCACCCGGAUAGACUGGAGCAUCAUUUUAAGCAGUGCCCCUCCACAGCAGGUCUCCAACCACAGCAACCGGUGUCCCAAGGUUUCAUUUACACCAGGUUUCAAAAAGGGAGAGGAUGUUCAAGGGAAUUCUGAACACAAGCCAACAUUCUCAAAUAUCUUAAAGAAAGGCUACUUGGAAAUUAAGCGCAACCAUGACAGCUAUUGGCAGGCUUGUUAUGCCGAACUUUCUCCAUAUGAGCUGUACCUGUUUUGGCUUGACAGCAGUGGCAACCAGACCCUUCCGACUGUCUAUCUACUUUUGCAUUUCCAAAGUAUCACUGUGGAAACCAGUAUCGUUGAUGCAGUUCUGUUCAACAACUUCCAUCUACAGCUCAAGGCAGAAUCGCCAUGGGAGGCCUUGGAUUGGGGUCAGAAGCUUCGAGAAGCAGUGCAUUCUUCAGUACCAUCUUUCCUGAGGCAACAAGGAGACUUGAGGAACUCACACAAGUUAGACAAUGAGGAAAACAGCAUUGCCCCAAACCACCUCUUACAGAAAGAGCCAGCUGAAUUUUUCCAGUCAACAUCUGUGACGGAAAACAUCAAGGACUACCAAAACGUUCUCAAAUCAGGGACUCUUUACAGACUGACCCUUCAAAAUAACUGGAAAGCAUUCCAUUUUGUCCUCAGCCCAUCCCUCCUCAUGGCUUUUCAAAUUGGCGGCCCCGAUGAAGACCCGCUAUGGAGCUACAAUACUGAAGUGUGCCUCUCCGUCCAGACAGAUGUUCUAGAUGACUGUGACUCUUGUUUUCAGGUAAUCUUUCCCCAAGAUGUGCUCCGCCUGCGUGCAGAGACCCGGCAAAGAGCUCAGGAAUGGAUGGAGGCCUUGAAGGCUGCCACCAGUGCAGCCAGCUUGGGUCAAAACGUUCAGGUAACACUGAGGAACAAAGUCCAAAGCUUAUCUUGUGGGAAGGACCAUCAGAAGAUCAAGCGCCAGUCUGUCACCACGAGCUUUCUCAGCAUCUUAACCACCUUGUCUCUGGAAAGAGGUCUGACUGCCCAGAGUUUCAAGUGUGCAGGUUGUCAACGUGCCAUAGGCCUGUCCAAUGGCAAGGCAAAAGUCUGCAGCUACAGCGGAUGGUACUAUUGCAGUUUCUGUCAUGUGGACGACAAUUUUCUUAUUCCUGCCCGGCUGGUUCAUAACUGGGACACUUCAAAAUACAAGGUAUCAAAGCAAGCCAAAGAGUUCCUGGAAUACGUUUAUGAAGAGCCCUUGAUUGACAUCCAGCAGGAAAACCCCAUGUUGUAUAGGCACGUUGAGCCACUGGCAACUGUGGUCCGUCUGAGACAGCAGCUGAAAUCCCUCCGAGCCUAUUUAUUCAGCUGCAGAGCCACAGUGGCUGAAGACCUGCGAAGAAGAAUUUUUCCCAGAGAGUAUCUUCUUCAGCAGAUUCACCUCUAUUCCUUGGCAGACCUGCAGCAGGUUAUUGAAGGAAAGCUGGCCCCUUUCCUGGGGAAGGUCAUCAAAUUUGCCACUUCUCAUGUAUAUAGCUGCAGCCUUUGCAGUCAAAAGGGAUUCAUCUGCGAGAUCUGUAAUAACGGCGAGAUCCUGUACCCAUUUGAGGACAUUUCUACAAGCAGGUGCGAGAGCUGUGGGGCCGUCUUCCACUCCGAAUGCAAGGUGAAGGCCGUCCCGUGCCCCAGAUGUGUGCGCCGGGAGCUCCAAAUGAAGCAGAAGUCUUUCUGGAGGAGGCUGAACAUGGACGAGAGCCUGGAAGAGGCUUGCAACAUGUUUGAACUGUCCUAUCAGAACACAUGACUCGAAGGCAGAAGGCUAGCAAACCGGCACUGAUCCCUUUCCUAGCUGUGGGAUGCAUGCUUGCAAAGCCACGUAAGGGGCUGCCAGGGCUGAAUUGUUGACUGAAAGAAAUGGUCUGAUGUUUGCUCUUGGGGCUUUUGAGUAGCUGGGGCCAAAGGUAUAUUUGGUAUGUACGAACAUUGAAGGCUAAAAGGCCUCUGUGAAGUUGAUAAGUGAGCCAACUGGUCUUAAGCCAAAUUUAGUUUACUUGAAACAUUUCCUACCCUUUUCGCAUUUAUUGAUAGCAGCAUCUUAUUUGUGUGUAAUUAUUUAUUCUUAAGGAUUCCAAAUGUAAACAGAUUUAGAAAUAGAAAAGGUGAUGCUGCUGCUGCUGCUUAAAAACCACAGACAUAAUCUGGAGAAGGUACUGAUGAAUUGGCAUUUGCAGGCCAUUUCCAGCUUAGAAAGAGGUUCCUUCUGACAAAAGCCAACUCACAUAUAGAUCCACAUUUAGACAAGCAUACAAAUGUAUAGCAAUCCUUGCACUCCAUGUAGGCAAAUGCUGUUGCUAGUCUUGUAUUACACUUCCGAACAACUGGAGAACACUUGUAGCAUUACGCUUGCUCCGCAUUUCCAUUUCCUAAUAAGUCAGUAAUUCACACUGCUGUUAUGUCUCACAUGUAGCAUGAUGAAACACCAAAAUGGAACUCUUUUGAUGCUAAAUAAUGCGCACAGCUUUUUUCUUCCUUCA
Messenger RNA from Anolis sagrei ordinatus, 3426 nucleotides. It is a transcript of the gene PLEKHM3, whose product is annotated as pleckstrin homology domain containing M3. NCBI's taxonomy places the organism in Eukaryota, Metazoa, Chordata, Lepidosauria, Squamata, Anolidae. The record is from RefSeq and is a predicted model, not a curated record.